CAAUAUAAAUGUUGACGUUCGCAUAAGUACUAGUUCAUGUCUUGUGGGUUUUAUAAGUUGUAUUGGAGUGCGGAAAAUAAUUAUUCGAAAAUUUGAAAUUUUGCUCACCAGAAAUGAGGACCUUUCUGAGUUUGGCGCUGCUUUCGGUUCUUGGUGCGAGUCUAGCUCUACCCGUAGAUCCACCAAUGGAAGAUCCUGAACUGAAUCCCCUCUUGAGAGUGUCGCAACGCAAUGGUGUUAGGGAUUCAGAUCGACGUUGGCCCAAUGCUACUGUCUACUUUAAAUUCGGGAAAGGAUUUGGGAAUGAUCGGAAGACUUUUAUAAAAGGAGCCAUGAAGUCCCUGGAAGAUGUUUCAUGCGUACGUUUUUUAGAAGCGUGCGAUGACCAGCCGUAUUUUGUCAAUAUAACGGGAAGUAGCGGCAUCUGUAAUUGUUCCAUAGGUUUCGAGAAAGGCAUUACAUCAUGUAAUAUACCGGGCACAAUAACAUCAUACUGCUAUACUCUGGGAAGAAUUCAGCAUGAAUUAUUUCAUGUACUCGGCUUUUAUCAUUUGCAGCAAAGUUACAAUCGGGACGAUUAUGUACGUAUAGUCUACGAAAAUAUUCAUCCAGGCCUCAAGAAUAGUUUUACAAAAUUCAGUAAGGAUUUAGUUGAUGAUUUUGGUGUAGAAUACGAUUACGGUAGUAUUAUGCAUUCUCCACCGAGUGCUUACGCGAAAAAUUCUAAAGAUACUAUAGUGCCAUUGCAAAAAAUACCGAAAGGUUUAAUGGGCCAACGGGAGGUUUUACAGCAAUCCGAUAUAAUUAAGUUGAAUCGGAUGUAUAACUGCGGUAUGGAUUGAAAAGCUAAGCAGAGAUUGAAAGGCUGGAAGAUGAAUAUAUCAUAUUCAUACUUAUGGACCUAACCGAUGUAACCUUUAUAAAUCGUAUUAUUUUUUCCCAAAUCACUAAACUCCUGUUUUGCAAUAAGUAAUCUUAAAUGAGAACUAUGGAAAUAAUAUUUUUAUAAAUAUUUAUAAUAAAGUUAGUAGCUCAGAAUUCCAAAA
This is a messenger RNA of Zeugodacus cucurbitae (melon fly), 1046 nucleotides long. Its product is annotated as zinc metalloproteinase nas-14-like. The record is from RefSeq and is a predicted model, not a curated record. Gene Ontology annotation, biological process: proteolysis. Lineage: Eukaryota; Metazoa; Arthropoda; Insecta; Diptera; Tephritidae. Gene Ontology annotation, molecular function: metalloendopeptidase activity; zinc ion binding. The transcript has 2 exons. The coding region runs from base 114 to 842 and encodes 242 amino acids.